Lachancea nothofagi CBS 11611 is the source of this 1767-nucleotide messenger RNA. The record is from the annotation of a GenBank genome assembly. Lineage: Eukaryota; Fungi; Ascomycota; Saccharomycetes; Saccharomycetales; Saccharomycetaceae.
AUGAGUGAAACAGAGCCAUUGCUGGCCCAGCAGCUUGCACAAAAAGACUCGGUGCUCAAUGAAGGCGCGAAGCUGGCGGGCACGCCCGCAUCGCUUGGAUCCUCCAACACUUAUUCCAAUGAGAACAAUGAAUCCGGCGAUGUUGAACCGGUCGUACAAAAAGACGAUGCUCUGAGUCCCGGUAGGGCCAAACUCAUGGUCUCUACGCUCUUUGUAGGUAGUUUCCUCGCGGCGCUCGAUAUGACAGUGGUCUCCACGCUGCUUCCAAGCAUCGCAUCGGACCUGUCGGCGAGUUCCCAGAUGUCGUGGAUAGCGACGUCUUACCUGCUCUCUUGCAGUUCUUUCCAGCCAAUGUACGGCAAGCUAUCCGAUGUGCUGGGCCGUCGUGAGCUCUUGGUUGCCUGUAACCUCAUCUUCGCUCUUGGCUGUUUCCUAUGUGGCUCUAGCUUUUCCCACGACAUCUGGACCCUCUCUAUCGCGCGUUUCGUGGCCGGAAUCGGAGGCGGCGGCUUGGCCACUCUUAUGACCAUCGCGGUCAGUGACAUAAUUCCCAUGAGACAGCGAGGUCUUUACCAGGGUAUUGGAAACAUUUUUUACUCCGUGGGUUGUGCAUCAGGCUCCAUUCUUGGCGCUGCUUUGCAGAGAACCGUUGGCUGGCGCUGGGCCUUUUUGGUGCAAGUACCUGUUGCUCUCAUUAGCGCAUUUCUCGUUUAUCGUGUCUUUAGACUCCCAGAUCAUUCUCCUGGCCGUGGAGUUGUAUGGCUCGAACUCAAGCAAAAGGGAUCCUUUCAGUGGUCGCGAAUUCCGCAAAUGAUUGAUUUUGUUGGUUGCGCCUCUUUAGUAACUACCAUGCUUAUACUGAUGGUUGCCAUAACAUUCCUCAAUGAUCCCUCGAGCCUUGGAAUCACCAAAUGGGCCGCUCUACUAGUGGUUUUAGUCCUCGCCGCUGCCAUUUUCAUUCGCACCGAACUCCAAGUUGAUAAUCCCGUUGUUCCCUUGCAUCUUUUGUUGCGCAACAGAACUGUGUUGUCUUCUUCGUUUACAAACUGGUUCUGUACAAUGGCCACCUUCGCUGUCAUGUACUAUAUGCCUGUCUUUUGGCAAAGUGUUUACGGACUAACUCCAUGGCAAGUGGGCCUACGCUCCAUUUCUAACUUCAUUGGUAUUUCUAUCGGUUCUAUGGCAACUGGUAUCUAUAUGAAAAGAACGGGCAAGUAUCGUACUUUUUCUUUGAUAUUUUACGUUCUGUUUGUGUUUGGAAUGUUCACUCUUCUACUUUCAACCUUUGCGCGUGAACCUUCAGGCUAUGUGGACUACAUCAUUAUGUUCCUACCAGGUCUAGGUUACGCCACCAUGCUUACUGUUACGUUGUUAGCCCUGAUUGCAAGUGUCGAUUUUGUAUAUCAGGCGCAAGUCACUUCAAUACAAUACGCAUUCAGAGCCACAGGCUCAACUUUUGGUGUAGCAUUAGCGGGGCUACUCUAUCAAGCUGGUCUUGAAUACAAACUCAGCAAGACCGUUUUGAAGAACCAAGAACUUCUUUCUAAAUACGGCGUUAAACAAUUGAAGAAAUGGUGCCAAGAGAUUAUCAAGGAUAAUCUAUUCGAUACGUCUUUUGAUGAGACACUAAGAACUACUACUACUGGAUCAUUUAUGUUCGGUAGUCAAGCUGCCAUUGGGUUUGCCUUAAUCGCGGCAACUUUGGGCCUUUUUGCUAGUCUCUUCACAAGAGAGCAUGUCCUGCACACAUCGGUUCCACGGAAUUGA